AUGUCGUCUUCAGGGCCGACCGGCUUCCUGGGCCGGUCCAGCAGCAGCAAUGCGAACAUGCGAGGGCUUGUCCAAUUCAUUGCAGACCUGCGCAAUGCACGUGCCCGCGAGCUGGAAGAGAAGCGCAUCAAUAAGGAAUUGGCCAAUAUCCGCCAAAAGUUCAAGGACGGUAACCUGAGCGGAUACCACAAGAAGAAAUAUGUCUGCAAACUCCUCUACAUAUAUAUUCUCGGAUGGAACGUCGAUUUUGGUCAUCUUGAAGCUGUCAACCUCAUUUCGGCAACCAAAUACUCGGAGAAGCAGAUUGGCUAUCUUGCUAUGACGCUUUUCUUGCACGAGAAGCACGAACUCUUGCACCUCGUUGUCAACAGCAUCAGGAAAGAUUUGCUGGACCAUAACGAGCUGUUCAACUGUCUUGCGCUCCACGCUAUCGCAAAUGUCGGCGGCCGGGAGAUGGGCGAGGCGCUGAGCGGCGAGGUCCAUAGGUUAUUAAUUUCGCCAACUUCAAAGGCCUUUGUGAAGAAAAAGGCGGCGCUGACACUUCUCCGCCUUUAUCGGAAACACCCAGCCAUCGUCCAGCCGCAGUGGGCCGAACGGAUCAUAUCCCUCAUGGACGAUGUUGAUCUGGGCGUGGGUUUAUCUGUGACAUCUCUUGUCAUGACCCUGGCUCAGGACGAUCUGGAGCAGUACAAGGGAGCUUACGCCAAGGCUGCCGGCCGGCUGAAGCGCAUCGUGAUCGAUGGGGAAUAUUCCCCUGACUAUUUGUAUUACAAGGUUCCGUGCCCUUGGAUUCAGGUGAAACUUUUGAGACUGUUGCAAUAUUUCCCUCCGUCAGAGGAUAGCCAUGUCCGGGACAUGAUUCGGCAGUCCCUUCAGAAGAUCCUGGACCAGGCCCUCGAGACAAAUAAGAACGUACAGCAGAACAAUGCGCAGAAUGCGGUCCUCUUUGAAGCCAUCAAUCUCAUCAUCCAUCUCGACACCGAGCAUGCUUUGAUGAAACAGAUUUCAUCGAGACUGGGCCGUUUCAUCCAGUCAAGGGAGACCAAUGUCCGCUACCUAGGGCUCGAAGCCAUGACACAUUUGGCCGCUCGGGCCGACACACUGGAUCCCAUCAAGCAGCACCAAGAAGUCAUCAUCGGGUCGCUCAAGGACAGGGAUAUCAGCGUCCGCCGGAAGGGGCUCGACCUGCUCUACAGCAUGUGUGACGCCACUAACGCCCGGGCCAUCGUCGGCGAACUCUUGCACUAUCUACAGAAUGCGGAUUUCGCCAUUCGGGAAGAAAUGGUGCUCAAGAUUGCCAUUCUUACUGAGAAAUACGCCAACGACGUGCAGUGGUAUGUCGACAUAUCCCUCCGCCUGAUUGCCAUGGCAGGAGACCACGUUAGCGACGAGGUGUGGCAGCGGGUGAUCCAAAUCAUCACCAACAACGAGGAGCUCCAAGUGUACGCUGCGCGGAACAUUCUACAGUAUUGCAAGCAGGAUCACUGCCACGAGACGUUGAUCAAGAUUGGCGCCUAUAUCCUGGGAGAAUUCGGACAUCUCAUCGCUGAGGAGAAGGGAUGUAGCCCCAUCGAGCAAUUUAUUGCGCUCCAAAGCAAGCUUCCUGCGUGCUCAUCAAGCACUCGUGGCAUGAUCUUGUCUUGCUUUGUUAAGUUUGUCAACCUGUUCCCCGAGAUUAAGCCGCAGCUCGUCAAUGUCUUCACCAUCUACAGCCACACGCUGGAUCCCGAGCUUCAGCAAAGAGCUUGCGAGUAUCUGACGCUGGUGAGCAUGCCGACGGACGAUCUUUUACGUACCGUCUGCGACGAAAUGCCACCAUUCCCGGAACGGGAGUCGGCUCUGCUCUCCAGGCUGCACCAGAAGCAUUCACGAACGAGCGAUAAGAGAACGUGGAUCGUCGGUGGAAAAGAUGCCAACGCAGACGCCGGCGAGCUCAGCAUGGCCAAGCAAGGCAGUCUUAGGAGGACGUUCAGCACCAACGGCCAUGCCAAUGGCGGUGCAUCAGCGGGAGCGAAUGGGCACUCGGCGGCCCAUGAUCUUGCCGGCCUCGACAUGAGUAACAUCGGACCUGCUGAAGCCAAGGCACUCAAGCCUCCCAACCUUGCUAGCGCCGCCCACCUGUCGCCCGGCUGGGAGAAGGGCUUCAACCGGCUACUGCUCAAGGCCGACGGCGUGCUGUACGAGGACGGACAGAUCCAGGUCGGUGUGCGGUCAGAGUACCGCGGGCAAAUGGCGUGUCUGAUCCUGUACUUCACCAACAAGACGCCGGCGCUGAUCAGCUCGUUUACCACGACGCUCGACCUGGACGAGUCAGAAAAGGGUAAGCUGACGUGGGACGUCAAGGGCCUGCCGGAGACGACGCUCGCGCAGGGCGCGCAGGCGCAGCAGGUCAUUGUGUUUGAGGCAAAGAGGGUGUUUGAGAAGAGCCCGACCAUCCGCAUCAGCUACCUCGCUGGCGCGCUGCAGGCGCUCACGCUGAAGCUGCCCGUCUUGAUCCACAAGUUCAUGGACCCCGCGGAACUGUCAGCCGAGGACUUCUUUAAGCGAUGGAAGCAGAUUGGCGGCCCGCCGCGCGAGGCACAGCAGAUUUUUGGGUUGGCUGGGCCCAAGGAUGGUGGGCGGGAGAUUACCGAGAGUUUUGUUCGGCAGGUUGUCGAGGGGUUCCGGUGGGGAGUCUUGCCUGGGGUUGACCCCAACCAUAAGAACUUUGUGGGCGCGAGUGUGGUGCAUACAUCGGAGGGCGGCAAGUUUGGGUGCUUGCUGAGGUUGGAGCCUAACUACGGGACUCAGAUGGUGCGCUUGACGAUCAGGGCGACUGACGACAGUGUGCCGCCUGUGCUGUUGAAGGCCAUGGAGGAGAGGCUCGCUGCCGGGGCGUCGACGGUGCAGGAGAGGCAUGUGCCGCCUACUGCCAGCGAGAUUUCGGAUUCGUUCCGGAAUAUAAUGGUUAGGUGA
Canariomyces notabilis is the source of this 2955-nucleotide messenger RNA. Its product is annotated as AP-2 complex subunit alpha-like protein. Gene Ontology annotation, cellular component: membrane coat; AP-2 adaptor complex. The coding region runs from base 1 to 2955 and encodes 984 amino acids. Gene Ontology annotation, molecular function: clathrin-cargo adaptor activity. The record is from RefSeq and is a predicted model, not a curated record. NCBI's taxonomy places the organism in Eukaryota, Fungi, Ascomycota, Sordariomycetes, Sordariales, Chaetomiaceae. Gene Ontology annotation, biological process: clathrin-dependent endocytosis; intracellular protein transport. The transcript is spliced from 7 exons.